Messenger RNA from Penicillium malachiteum, 1524 nucleotides. RefSeq names its product glycosyltransferase family 8 protein. Gene Ontology annotation, cellular component: cytoplasm. The coding region runs from base 1 to 1524 and encodes 507 amino acids. Gene Ontology annotation, molecular function: glycosyltransferase activity. The record is from RefSeq and is a predicted model, not a curated record. The transcript is spliced from 3 exons. Lineage: Eukaryota; Fungi; Ascomycota; Eurotiomycetes; Eurotiales; Aspergillaceae.
AUGGUAUUGGCGCAUUCUCUGCGCGACAAUGGCACGACGGCUAAGUUAAUUGCGCUUUUCACCCCGGAUAAACUCCGAUCGGAGACAGUCAAUGAGCUUCGGACGGUAUACGAUGAACUCAUCCCCGUGCAUUCCAUCACCAAUGCCACACCCGCGAAUUUGUGGCUGAUGGACCGACCCGACCUCAUCGCCACAUUUACAAAAAUCGAAUUGUGGCGCUUAACACAAUAUGAACGGAUCAUAUAUAUUGAUUGCGAUGUGGUGGCUAUUCGAGCCCCGGAUGAGCUGUUCGCAUUGGAUGUGAACUUUGCGGCGGCGCCAGAUGUGGGCUGGCCAGAUUGCUUUAAUAGUGGGCUCAUGGUUCUCCGGCCUAAUAUGAAGGACUAUUAUGCGCUCAAGGCACUGGCCGAGCGGGGAAUUAGCUUCGAUGGAGCUGAUCAGGGAUUGCUGAAUAUGCAUUUCAGAGAUUGGCAUAGGCUGAGCUUCACGUAUAACUGUACUCCCAGUGCAAACUAUCAGUACAUCCCUGCGUACAAGCAUUUUCAGAGUACCAUCAGCCUCAUUCAUUUCAUUGGUUCACAGAAGCCUUGGAAAUUGCCCAGGCAGGUAAUUCCAUUGGAUUCGCCGUACAAUCAGCUGUUGGGCAUAUGGUGGUCGGUUUAUGAUAGACAUUAUAAGCCGCCUUUUGUCACCUACUCACAGCCAGAUCAUCUACAGCCUUCACACGGUUCGGAUCAUCACACCGAAACUAUACAUUCUGCAGGCCAAGCGUUCAAUCAAGCUCAUCAUGAGCAACAGCCCGAGUCUCAUCACUAUCAUCAUGGAGACGAGCCAGCAAGCUCUCAUUAUGAGGGAGCUCACUCGGACGAGGAGAUACCAACUCUGGUCUCGUCAGAGACAGCCCACGCUCAACCAGAUUCAUGGCAUCAACCACACCAAGAAUUCCAUGAACAUCAACAUCAUCAACAUCAUCAACAUCAUCAAGAUCAUCAACAUCAUCAACAUCAUCAACAUUAUCAACAUCAGGACCAUCAGGACCAUCAUGAUCACCAUCACCAUCACCAUGAGACCCAUCACCAUGAACCCCAUCAUGUAUCGAAUAUCACAGACGUGCCGGUUUUGAGUGCCGUUCCACAGUAUGUCCGUGGAGAAGAGCAUGUUUCGGCCUUCAUACCACCGAUGCCUUACGCACCCGCGCCAGAAACUCAUGUACAUCACCCAACAUACGGUACACAGCCAGAUACUAAUCAUCCCCACUACCAACGGCAACAACAACACCAGCACCAACACCACGACCAUGAUCAUCACCAAGAUUAUCAUCAAGAGCAACAACAACAGCAACCGCAACAACAGCAACAACACGACCAACCGCACGAGCAUUCUGAGAACCCCAUACAUCACCCCCAGCCGGGAGCCCCGCCAGUGACCGAGCAUUGGCAUCGACCUCCUUCCCCCGAACCGGAGGCUGAACCAGGGACUCCAACUUUCGAGGCACCAAAGGCAGAAUGGGAUGCCUCACGGUAA